Messenger RNA from Plectropomus leopardus (leopard coralgrouper), 1892 nucleotides. RefSeq names its product fibroblast growth factor 23-like. The record is from RefSeq and is a predicted model, not a curated record. Gene Ontology annotation, molecular function: growth factor activity. NCBI's taxonomy places the organism in Eukaryota, Metazoa, Chordata, Actinopteri, Perciformes, Serranidae.
CAUUUGUGCUGUUAAGAGCAAAAAAAGCACGGCGUCCCCACUGAUCAUGCAACCGGCUUUCUUCUCACUCAUAUUGAUAGCCGUACAUGUGUCUGUACCGGUGGAUUGUGCACCGGGGCUCCGGGAACCAGAGCAACUUUUACAACAUCAGCAGAGCAGCUUCAACACAGGAGCACACGCGGAUACAUCGGCUGGUAUGGGACGUUUCUACUUGGAACUGAGUGGAUCAAUGAGAAAUGGCAUUCACAGACACUUUCUCGUUAUUUUGCCAGUAAGAACGGAUACAAGCAACUUUGUUUCAUUAUUUGAUUUGAGAAGAAAACGCUUCCUCUGUAUGGACUCAACAGGGGAGCUGUACAACUCCAGACACAGGGAGAAAGAAAACUGUCUCUACCAACGCAUAUGGUUAGAUAUGACGAACCACCACGACAUGUUUUAUUCUACAACUGGGGGCCGGCUGCUCAAACUGGAGGGAGCUGAGCUGCGAGUUGCUCACCAGGAGCCUCCUGAACCCUCCUCCGGCCUGGUCGAGAGGUUCAUGGGUCCCUUGGUAAAGAGACAGAGGAGGAGUGAGGAGGUGAACCCCUCGGAUCCAUUAAGAUCGCAGACGCAUCCCUCACAUCCUGCCAAGGAUCACAAGGAUGCAGAUCACGGGCAGCCUGAACAGGACCAGGCUGGUGCUGUGUCCAAAGAAACCAUCACCUCCUGUGAUGACCCGCUGCGGGUCUUACAGACCAACGGGCCUGCCAGUCCUGUUAAGACGAAUAUUGCAGACCGGGCAGAGCAAAACUAAGGGACUUGGGUUUAAUAAGUGAAAAGUCAAAAGGGGCUGAAAAUCUUUCUGUUUGUUCUGAAAAGUCCCUUUAUGUUUGACUACUUAGUAGAUACUGCAUUUGUGGACUGCAGUUUCAGCGAGAGCCACAGAAUGACUUACAAAGGGCUGCUGGAGUCAAACUGAGACUUUCUUACCCAAGAAAGCAUUAAAAAUUGUACAACUUCUGAGAAAAGAGACAGCGCCUUAUAAAAACCUUGAAUCACAUUUUUAAGAAUGUGAUUUUAUGGUACUAUUAUGCUCGGUAAUGUACUCUUAAAGCGUGUUACAUCACAGCGGCUUGUACAGAUCAUCUGUUUGAAGAGCAGACGAACGAUGAAUUUGGCAACAUUCAACAUAAUCAUGCGGCAAGUUUGGUCCAGCUUUGGUCCUGCUGUCCUUUAACCUCUUUUGGUCAGUUAAAUUUUAAACCUCGGGCCAGAUGUGGCAAUGUUUGUUUUGCAUAUGUAAAAAUGUGUAAUCUGUGAGUAAUUAUGAAUAUUUAUAUAUACAUUUGUUGAUACAUUAAAGCUUCAUGACAGGAGUUUACAAACCAGACAAAAAUAGACCAGUGCAUAAUGAAAAACAAACAAAAAAAUAAUUUGCCGUUUCUAGCUGUAGUAACGUCAUAAGCAGGAUCAAAUAAUGUCAGGUGCCGGACACCAGUAGUCACAGUGAUAAAAAGGUAUUUAUUUAUUGAAAUGUGUUCAAAUGACUUCCUAUUAGACUUCUGUUUUAUUAUUUAUACAUUUCAUGUUGUGUUAUUUCUGAUGUGGAAAAAAUAAACGCGACUAUUCGGUGAUUCUGUCUGAUUUGUCCAUUAUCUAUAAGAGACUCUUUCUUUAGUAGUUGCUUCGAUGAUCAAUUAUAUCAAUAGAUCACUGAUAAAAUUUAGCUAUUUUCCAGCAUAUUGUUGCAUACUAAUGGAAAAAGAAAAAACUAGGAAUGAAUGUGGGUCUUGUGUCUUUUCCUCUCCUCUUAUGUUCACAUUUUUAUUUAAAACAAAAUACCAGUGAGUGCCUUAAGAGUUUGUUUCUGAACAAGUUACGGUUACCAAAGAGUCACUUAAGAAUUACUCGAA